ACAUAACCACACAUUUUCAAUUUUGUUUAGUGAAGGUGACGAAGUGUUUUUAUUAGCUCUUCUCCCAAUUUCCGCGACAUUUAUCUACUUUCCCGAGCAAUUUCACUCCCCAGUGUAACACAAAAUGGCACGGCGUUAUGACUCCCGGACGACAAUAUUCUCCCCGGAGGGGCGCCUGUACCAGGUGGAGUACGCCAUGGAGGCCAUCUCCCACGCCGGCACGUGUCUGGGCAUCCUGGCCAAGGACGGCAUCUUGCUAGCGGCUGAGCGACGCAACACCAACAAACUCCUGGACGGAGCGAUCUUCUCCGAGAAGAUCUACAAGCUGAACGACGAUAUGGUGUGCUCCGUGGCCGGAAUCACGUCGGACGCCAACGUGCUCACGAAUGAGCUGCGCGUGAUUGCCCAGCGGUAUCAGAUCAACUACGGCGAGGCGAUGCCCUGCGAGCAGCUCGUGUCGUACUUGUGCGACAUCAAGCAGGCGUACACGCAGUACGGCGGCAAGAGGCCCUUCGGCGUGUCCAUCCUGUACAUGGGCUGGGACAAGCACUACGGCUACCAGCUCUACCAGUCAGAUCCCAGCGGCAACUACAGCGGCUGGCGGGCGACUUGCAUCGGCAACAACUCCGGCGCGGCCGUGUCGGCGCUGAAGCAGGAGCUGAAGGAGAACGAGAUCACGCUGGGCGAGGCGCAGGAUUUGGCCGUGAAGGUGCUGAGCAAGAGUCUCGACAUGACAAAGCUCACGUCUGAGAAGGUGGAAAUGGCCACGCUGACCAGGGAGAACGGGAAGACGGUCAUAAAGAUCCUCUCGAAUGCCGAUGUGGACGCCCUGAUCGCCAAGUAUGAGAAGAUUGAGGCGGAACUGGAGGCCGCCAAGAAGGAGAAGUUGGCGCAGAAGUAAUGGAUUUGUUCACAAUUUAUCUUUUUUGUCAGGAGAGAUCUUCAAUAAUAAAAACUUUGCUAUUCUAUAAUUAAGAAUGCCCGCUUCUUCGGCUGAUGGAUCAAUUAGAGUGUCCGGAAAGAAAAACAGGCAUUAGAGGCGCAGCAAAAGAGGAAAGGGAGAAAAUAUGCAAAUGCCGCAAUGAGUUAAAAUAUAUUCGCAAAUGACACAUUGUUGGGAAUAUAGUACCAUGGUCAAGGCAUGGGGCAGACAAUAAAAAUUGGGGAAACGCGCAGAUUUC
Phlebotomus argentipes is the source of this 1181-nucleotide messenger RNA. It is a transcript of the gene Prosalpha3, whose product is annotated as proteasome subunit alpha type-4. Lineage: Eukaryota; Metazoa; Arthropoda; Insecta; Diptera; Psychodidae. Gene Ontology annotation, biological process: ubiquitin-dependent protein catabolic process. The record is from RefSeq and is a predicted model, not a curated record. Bases 125 to 901 code for a protein of 258 amino acids. The transcript is spliced from 2 exons. Gene Ontology annotation, cellular component: cytosol; proteasome core complex, alpha-subunit complex; nucleus.